CAAAAAGAAACUUCAGAUACCAAACGACGCCGUUAGAGCACACACCUCCGGGUCUCCGUGGCCAGUAAACAUUCCCAAUGUUUAAUCUCUAAAACCCUAAACCCCAAAUUCUCAAAACUAACAAUCACAGCAUCAUUUUCAAAUGAGAAGAUUUAAAACCCUAGAAUCAUCCGCUAAAUUUAUAGCUCAUAACAGAACGUUUCAUCGACAUUCACUCGCUGAUGAAAUCCUUCAACAACGAGUUUUAUAUGGUUGUGGGUUUGCAAGAACACCCUUGGAGUUCGCAUCUACAAGGCAGUUAUUAUCAAAGAGAUUCAUUCAUGGCACAGGAUCUUGCUACUCAAGUCGACGAGAUUACUAUGAAGUCCUAGGUGUGCCAAAAGAUGCUAGCCGGGAUGAGAUCAAGAAGGCAUUUCAUGUGCUUGCUAAGAAAUAUCACCCAGACUUUAACAAGGACAAUCCUUCAGCUAAGAGAAAAUUUCAAGAGCUAAGAGAGGCUUACGAGAUUUUACAAGAUUCUGGAAAACGAGCAGAAUAUGACAUGAACAAGGCUGGUUCUGCAAGGUCAGAUGAUGCUGAAUAUGGUUCAUGGGGUAGACAAUAUUCUAGGCGUGCUUCUGGAAGUGAUUUCUCUAGUUCAUUCCAAAAUAUAUUCUCAGAGAUAUUUGAAGAGAAGGAAAAUAUUGCAACUGAUAUUCAGGUUGAGCUUGCCAUCUCUUUUUCCGAGGCUGCUACCGGUUGCACAAAAAAAUUGUCUUUUGAUGCGGAUGUACCUUGUGAUUCUUGUGAUGGGCGUGGUCAUUCAGUAAAUGCUAAGACAGGAAUCUGUCCAACGUGUGAAGGCCUUGGGAGUGUGUCAAUUCCUCCGUUCACAUCAACAUGCAUGACAUGUAGAGGAAGUGGUCGAAUAAUAAAGAAUUACUGUAGGACAUGUCAGGGAUCAGGGGUGGUUGAAGGGAUCAAGGAGGUUGAAGUUGCCAUACCAGCAGGUGUAGAUUCUGGGGACACUAUUCGUGUUCCUGGAGCGGGCAAUGGUGGAGGGAAGAUCCAACCUGGAAGCCUGUUUAUAAAAUUGAAGGUUGCAAAAGACCCAACAUUUGAUAGGGAUGGAGCAGAUAUAUACGUGGAUUCCAAUAUUAGCUUCACACAAGCCAUUCUCGGGGGUAAGGUUGAGGUACCAACUUUGUCAGGGAAGACGCAAGUGAAAAUACCAAAAGGGGUUCAGCAUGGAUAUCUUACUGUGUUGAGGGGCAGAGGCUUGCCGAGGAAAGGUCUGUUUGUUGACCACGGGGACCAAUAUGUUCGCUUUCGUAUCAACUUCCCCACUGAGCUAAAUGAACGCCAACGUGCUAUACUAGAGGAAUUCGUGAAAGAGGAGAUUGAGCAUGGCAACAUGUCUACUGAAGCAAAUUGGCUUGAUCAGCAGCUAUCUACUGGUUGAACUUACAGGUGGAGGCAUAUUCUCGAUCAUAUUGCAGAUCCCAAAUUCCUGUUCGAGCUGUCAAUGUUCAUGGGGAUCAUAAUACUGUUCAGCAAAGUUCUUGGAUGAUAGCUCUCUUUGGUGGUUAGAUUGAUUUUGAUCAUCUUUGAUAGCGGAUAGCGAUGGUUGCUUUGUCCCUAACAUGAGGUAUGCUGACAUGGUCGUACAAUUUUUUUCCUGAGAGGCCAGGGUUCGCCGCAAAGAAAGCCAUGGCCAUUCUUGCGUCUCCUUAGCUCCAGAACUUCUACAUGGGAAUUGAUUUUACUUGUGGAUAAAAUAUAGAAUUUCGGCAUUAAAUAUAGUAUCUUAUGUUGUAAAACAGAAAUGAGUAAUAAAGAUGCAAGCUUUUAAUCUCA
Daucus carota subsp. sativus is the source of this 1836-nucleotide messenger RNA. RefSeq names its product chaperone protein dnaJ 1, mitochondrial. Gene Ontology annotation, molecular function: heat shock protein binding; ATP binding. The transcript has 19 exons. Gene Ontology annotation, cellular component: cytoplasm. The record is from RefSeq and is a predicted model, not a curated record. Gene Ontology annotation, biological process: response to heat; protein refolding. NCBI's taxonomy places the organism in Eukaryota, Viridiplantae, Streptophyta, Magnoliopsida, Apiales, Apiaceae. The coding region runs from base 143 to 1441 and encodes 432 amino acids.